GUCGUCACUAUUUUUAACAAAGAAAACAUGUCAAAAGAAAUCUGCGGCGACGUCAACUAGAGAUUCUUUGGCUUUGGGUGCAGUGGCCUUUUAUGAUCAAACUCCGUUUCUCUUUUGUUUUGUUUGUCUAAAGUGCAAGUUUCCUUUAUGGCUUUUGUGGGGUAUAAACAAAAUAAAUUAUAGAGAGAAUUAAAUUAAAUUUGAAUUUGUAUGGGUAAUAAACUGACAUAAUAAUAAAGUCUCCUCUCUCCUACCCAACAAUUCACAUUUCACACUCCCUAUCGUCCUCAUCGAUCCCCUCUAUAAAUUCACCUCUUCAGUUUCUCUAGCCCAUUCUCAUCUCCACCAAACAAAGAUGUCUCCCAAGGUUGCCACCUUCUUCAUACUAGCUCUCUUCCUCUGCUCCACCCUGACCUACGCCGCCCGCCCACAGCCAGCCUCUCCCCACGAUUUUCCUGGGAAAACUCAACACGGGGGCGUUGAAGCUGAGCGUGCUGAGGUGGUGGAUGGAAACUGCGAAGGUGUUGGAGAAGACGAGUGCUUGAUGAGAAGAACCCUUGCAGCUCACAUCGAUUAUAUCUACACCCAGAAGGAGAAGCCAUGAAUUUGAGUUCAAUUUCUUGAUAAUUAGCCAUAGAACAUAUGAUAGGCGACAUGAGAUUUUCCAAUGAUAAGUAACUACAUAUAUAAUUAAUCUGUUUAAAGUGUUUGUUUCUCGGGAAUUGGGGUUCACUAGAUUUUUAAUCUUUUGCUCCAUCCUUGGUUUUCAAUUUUAUUUUGCUAUGGGAAAUUUGUCCAGUUGGAAAUUAAAUAUAUAUGAAUUAUAUUGGGCUUCUGUAAA
Messenger RNA from Vitis vinifera (wine grape), 841 nucleotides. Its product is annotated as phytosulfokines 3. The record is from RefSeq and is a predicted model, not a curated record. NCBI's taxonomy places the organism in Eukaryota, Viridiplantae, Streptophyta, Magnoliopsida, Vitales, Vitaceae. Bases 356 to 604 code for a protein of 82 amino acids. Gene Ontology annotation, biological process: cell population proliferation. The transcript is spliced from 2 exons. Gene Ontology annotation, cellular component: extracellular region. Gene Ontology annotation, molecular function: growth factor activity.